GGUUUUCCCUGUGAGUCAUAGCAGAAUUAAGAAUGAGCCCGCCCGUUCAUGUCAUGUGGCGUAAUCGAACAGGCUUUCGGUUGUCGUAAACAGAAAAGGAGUGUUUCCAUACAUGAAGUCUGUCACACGAGUAUGACAUAUCCAGCCGCGCUUCUCUUGGAGCAGAGUGAUACAGUCAGAGCCUGAAGCUGAACGUGCUGCUAGUGGAGGAGAGUGUUGCUGUUCCUUGCACCUCCCCCUGGAGUAAAGGAACGGCCCGCCACUUAGCAUCACGCGUUUGACAAGAUGGCAGCAGUUUAUCAGCGGCUCCACGACAUGUCACAGACCCACGUUUGUAACUUCCGGCCACCUAGCGGUGAGAGGGAACAACAAAGGGAGACAAUUCUGAACGAUCUGUAUCACCGCAAAUAUCGUCUUGUGGUCCUGUAUGGGGAAAUUUUCGCUGGUAAAACCCACUUUGCCAAACAGGUAAUCGAUGGCUUAAAAGAGAUUCAACUCAAGGCAUGUGGCAAUGCUCUGAAUCACGUGACGGUCCGAUGUCUUGGUGUGAGCACGUGGUUAGACUUCCUCAAGCGAUUGGCUGAUGCUCUUGGUCUCAACACUACCCUUCUGGGUCCGUCCGAGUUGAAGAUUAAAGACAAAAUCGGUGACCUCAUUAGACAUCUACCUGGCGUUGGUCUCAUUCUUCUGUUUACGAACUUCGAAGAUGUCUUCUCCAAUGAAGCUGUCAGGCGGAUGUUCAGCCUCUUUCUGAAUGAUGCUCUAGAUUCGCACUCAGGUUUGAGCGUGCUUGUGACGUCACGGGUCAACGUUUCAUUUUUGUCCCGCCAUGAUGCGAUUCCAUGCAAAUUGCUUCCCAUGUGCGAACGAGAAUGUGUGGCUUUGUUGAAUCCAGUGCGUUCACGAUGCAGGUCUCUAGCCACGCUUUACAACAUCGUCAGACGUUGUUGCCAUCGCCCAGGACUAAUCCUAAGAACUUGCCACAUGUUACAACAUUAUUCCUCAGCCCUUACACCAGACGAAGUUGCUGAGGCUCUACAAGACCCCAAGAGCGCUCUGGAUGUGUUCAGCAAGUACCCCACAGCUGAUGGGUGCGUUGUUAAUGCUCUUGAGGAACAGUUAGGUCGUCUAGCUCCGGAGCUAAAAUCAGACACAAUCACACUCUGUGGUCUUGACGGAGAGUUUGGUGUCAAAGAGGCCUCAAGACGUCUUAGAAAGGGAAACGUAAUCGACUUCAAAUUGAAGACAGCUUUGCCCUUGCGUGAUCAUAACAUACUUAACUUUGAUCCAGGAAUGCGGCAAAUUAGACUCGAUCCUUUCAUCCGAGCCUUUGUGGCAACCAAGUUACAUGUGCCUCAUCACGACUCCCGCCGGAAGUUGAUGGAGGAUUUACUUGGACAGAUGUUGUUGCUCAUGCGUUGUGAUGCUUCUGUGAAAACAAAAGGGAGAGCACUCGGGUUUGCCCAUGACAACUUCCGGUCUUUUGAAAUGACUGUGACUCAGGCUGUUAAUGCCCGUGAAGAGGAAACGUUUAAUGCUUAUUUUAAGGUCAUUGACCAGGAGGAGUGUAUGAUGGCUGCAGUGUGUCCAGACAAGGCGGUCACUUUCUACAGACAGAUGGCCGAGGCUGCCUGUAAGUUCGGUACUCCCAGACAGCAAGCAAUUCUAGAGGGUUUCACGGCCGUGUCACUCAUCGAGCAAAGAGGGGACCAACUUUCUUUAGGAGUGUCAUUGGUGACUGAAGCAUUGCAAAAGCUGACUGUCGGAGAGGACAAUUACCAUCGUGUUGUGCUCAUGCGCAGACUUGGAUGGAUGCAAGUGCGGCUUGGCAAUAAUGAAGAGGCCAAAAGGCGACUGACCGAGGCACUAAAGACCCCUGUCCCUACUGAACUUAAUGAAAGGGUGGAACCUCAUCGGAUUCAGAUUCUGUCCCACCUCGCUAUCGUCAACAGCUACUUAGGCAACUACCCCGAGACUGAGAGGAUACUUCGGCGCACUAUCCCCAGGGCUAACCAGGUCAUGCCGGGACACCCGGUGCUUGCAGUGCUUAUACAGACCAUGGGCGUCAACUUCGAUAGGCAGUGCCAGCUGGACAAGGCGUUGGUGUACUACAAGAUGUCCUGUCAUGAACGGAGGAAGCUGGCCUCCACACUGCCCACGUACCUCGUCACCAACCUCAACAACCUCGCCUCCAACUACACAUGGCGGGGGGAUUGUGACAAGGCUCUCCGGCUUCUCACGGAAGCUCUCAACCUGAGACGGAAGCUUGGUUGGUAUGACUUCAACACGGCCCUCACACUGUGGUACAGGGGCAACGCAUACUGUCUCAAAGGUCUUCUGGAUGACGCCAUCAUGUCCUGUCACCAGGCUCUCGAAGUCAUCAUCCGAUGCACACCACGCCACUCCUCCAACGUUGACAUUAGACUCUCGCUCGCGCAUGCGUACAUGGCUAAAGGUGACCGGAAGAAGGCGGAAGGAACUCUCAUGGAAACCUUGGAUUAUGUUCGUCUAUUCCAGUCAAACAUGAACGAGGUCAGCCUACUGUUGGCUCUGGAACAUCUGGUCCUGAUGAGGGAAGGUGAGAAGGAUUUCGGGAGGGUCCACAAGCUGCUCACACAGGAGGCACAGCGUUUGAUCGACGUGUUCAGAGAUACAGACUCCAAAACGAGUCUUUCUAUUCACCGGAAGUUGUCACUGUGGCGAGUAUAUUGUGGCGAGGUGUUGUGUAGGAGCGAGAACAGAAAAAAUGCAACUAGUCACAUCGACUGGAAGAAUCUCUUUAAAUGUCAAUACUGCAGCAUGCUGGGCUACAGUGAUGAAAACUGGAGGUCUGAUCGUGCGAUGUAGCGUUUUGUAUGGUGUGCACUACUCAUGUCAGUGAUAUCUAAGGGACAGAUCACUGACAUGCAUGGUGUGUGUGUGUGUGCGUGCGUGCGUGCGUGCACCCCAACCUCCCCUCAUCGAACACCCAUGAAAAUAUUUUCGCUCGACAUUCCAAGUGUCCAGAAAGAAAUGUGUUGUGAAGAUAUAUUAAACUUUUCAGCUGUAUUGAAUGCUAAGCCCCUUGAUGUAUAGUGAUUUUAUCCUUUAUAGAAGCAAGCCGAGAUAAGAGGAAGCCAGUCUGUUAUUUUCAUUUUUUAGAAAUUUUCGUUUAAACUAUUAAUUAUUACCUUAUGAUACCUUUUAAAACCUGUACAAGUCAAAGCUCCUGUCUGAUUGUACAGUUAACAAAAUUAUGAACUUCCGAGUUAGCUCCUUCGGCAUGUGAAAGGUUAAAUUCAUACCAAUUUCAAUGUUGCUAUGGUUACAGUUUCUCCCAGACUAACAUCACCAAUUUCAUGCUGAUCCGUAGUAAAGUGUAACACACAGCUUUGGACUUCACGCCUUCAUAUUUGACUGAAAUGCUGUUGAAAACUGCGCUAAUCCAAACUCACUCACUUACAAUGUGAGUAGCAAGAGAACUAUCCAUAUACCAAGUUACCGAUAAUACUUUAAUUUUUAUUAUUUCACGGAUUUCCGGUAACAGAUAAUUUGUUCCACUAGAAUAAUUUACUUCUUCAGUACCUUUUGUGGAAAAGAUGAAUUGACAGUAUGUACUUUUUGAUAUCCUCUCCACGUUUAUGAAGGGAAAUGUUCAUUCCAGAAUGUAAUCUAACUUACCUUUUAAAGUCCCAACAAAGCCCUAAUCCGGCCAAAUUCCAUGUCUUUGCUCUGAGUGAAAAAGAUUCGUGCACAUGUUCAUUGUAACUCUUUAAUAUUGUAUACUCAUGGAAAGGAAUAAGGGAACACAUGAAAGUACAAGUGUUUCUUUGUUCUUUUCCAGGUUUCACAAGGUAUGUAUUACACUGUCUGUGAAAGUCUGGAAAUGGAUAAAGGAACACUGGUAUUUUCCUGUGUUCCCGUAUUUGUUUCCAUGAGUAUAUGUUCACGGAGUAUCUGUAGUAUGGAUCAUGUUUCCGUCUCUAGAAAUAAAGAAUGUUGAGUU
Haliotis rubra (blacklip abalone) is the source of this 3985-nucleotide messenger RNA. RefSeq lists its product as uncharacterized. Lineage: Eukaryota; Metazoa; Mollusca; Gastropoda; Lepetellida; Haliotidae. The record is from RefSeq and is a predicted model, not a curated record. Gene Ontology annotation, molecular function: protein binding. The coding region runs from base 286 to 2847 and encodes 853 amino acids. The transcript has 10 exons.